AUGACACUCAAAACAGUUACCAUUGUCAACGAUGGCGGUGUCUAUGACAUCAGCAAUGACAAAGAAUUCGAUCGUUUGUUGGCAUCGCUCGAAACAAAGUUCUUAGAAAAUGCUGAAACGAAACGAAGGGUGCUUGGAUUUGAAUCGCUAGUGAAUGGAGGAACCUACACGGUUAAGGCCUCUAGCAAUACUGUUGCUACAAAUGAAGUAUCUACUAAUGUUGCGCACCAGCGAGAAACAUCAAAUAUAGCUGCAGCACGUCACCCAGUGUUAAAUCAGCCACAAGAAGGCAAAGCAAAUCCAAGCAACAUCAUGAACGGUAUUGACUAUGAUGAAGCCAACAAGAAAAGGCCGGCUCAAGUAUGGACUAUCGACAAAACACAGAGAACAAAGAAGCAGAAGAUUCCGAAGGAAAACAAAGCACAACAAAAGAAGAAACAGAAGGAAUCGAAUGACGAUGGAACAAUCAUCAUCAGCUGUGACAGUGAUGACGCAGGAGAGACUAACAACAAUAAGGUGACCGAAGAAUGUCUUAUUGGUACGCGUCAAAAGGAGAUUGAAUUGAGUAAAGCCAGCACAUGCAUGAAUGACGGGAUUAUCUUGUACGGCCAAGGCAAUUAUACGGAAGCAGUUCCUCUUUUCCAAGAGGCUUUUGAGAUUCGAUUGAAGGUUCUUGGAAAUCGCCACAUGGAGGUGGCUUUGCCUUUUAGUUAUUUAGGCAUCUGCUUGUUAGCCAUGGGGCGAUAUGACGAGGCGUUGACGAAUCAUCGAAAGGCACUUGAUAUUCGGUCAGAAGUACUUGGCAAUCGUCACGUUGACACUGCCAAUUCUUACAACAAUGUCGGGAUCGUUUUGGUUAAUCAACAGAAAUACGACGAAGCAUUGACGAAUAUCCAAAAGGCACUUGAUAUUCGAUUGGAAGUACUUGGCAAUCGCCAUAAAGACACUGCCAAUUCUUACAACGAUGUCGGGGUCGUUUUGGUCAAUCAACAGAAAUACGACGAAGCGUUGACGAAUCACCAAAAGGCACUUGAUAUUCGAUUGGAAGUACUUGGCAAUCGCCAUAAAGACACUGCCAAUUCUUACAACAAUGUCGGGGUCGUUUUGGUCAAUCAACAGAAAUACGACGAAGCAUUGACGAAUCACCAAAAGGCACUUGAUAUUCGAUUGGAAGUACUUGGCAAUCGCCAUGUUGACACUGCCCAGUCGUACUCCAACCUUGGAAUUGUCUAUGAGAAUCAAGUGAAAUAUAAGAAAGCUAUGGAGGCAUAUCGACAAGCUCUCGACAUUGAAUUGAAAGUCCUUGGCAAUCAUCAUGAUUAUGUUGGCGACGCAUAUGAAAGGAUGGGACGAGUAUUGACCAAACAAAACCAACAUGCCAAAGCCCGUGUCAUGUACCAACAGGCUCUUGAUAAUUACUUGAAGUCUCACGGUGCGCAACAUAUAUCGGUUGCAAGUGUGCGACAGGCGAUUGCAAAGGGUUUGGAACUCCAGGGCCAACCCAACUAG
Molecule: messenger RNA, 1509 nt
Organism: Cylindrotheca closterium
Lineage: Eukaryota; Bacillariophyta; Bacillariophyceae; Bacillariales; Bacillariaceae
Source: the annotation of a GenBank genome assembly